Messenger RNA from Chinchilla lanigera (long-tailed chinchilla), 605 nucleotides. Its product is annotated as histone H2A type 1. Gene Ontology annotation, molecular function: DNA binding; structural constituent of chromatin; protein heterodimerization activity. The record is from RefSeq and is a predicted model, not a curated record. The transcript has a single exon. Lineage: Eukaryota; Metazoa; Chordata; Mammalia; Rodentia; Chinchillidae. Gene Ontology annotation, cellular component: nucleosome. The coding region runs from base 213 to 605 and encodes 130 amino acids.
UUUGAGAAUCUUCAAAGCUGAUUGGACAAAAAAAGAGGACUUUUUUUCCAUAGGGGAGGGCCUCAUGCAAAUAAAGGACUCACGUUCUCUUUUUCUAUUGGACAAAACAACAACCUUUUUCACCAAUGAGAUGGCUUAGUAACACAGCCCGGCCGUAGCUAUAAAUACAUUUCUUGAACUCCUCUUAGUUUCAUUUUCUUUUACACUUAACGAUGUCUGGACGGGGCAAACAGGGAGGCAAAGCUCGCGCCAAGGCCAAGACGCGGUCAUCCCGCGCCGGGCUACAGUUCCCCGUGGGGCGCGUGCACCGCCUGCUCCGCAAAGGUAACUACGCCGAGCGCGUGGGCGCCGGAGCCCCGGUGUACCUGGCGGCCGUGCUCGAGUACCUGACGGCCGAGAUCUUGGAGCUGGCGGGCAACGCGGCGCGCGACAACAAGAAGACGCGCAUCAUCCCGCGCCACCUGCAGCUGGCCAUCCGCAACGACGAGGAGCUCAACAAGCUGCUGGGCAAAGUGACGAUCGCGCAGGGUGGCGUGCUGCCCAACAUCCAGGCCGUGCUGCUGCCCAAGAAGACCGAGAGCCACCACAAGGCCAAGGGCAAGUGA